GGAACAACCAAUCGCUGCGCUUUUGAUUGCAUAAUUGUUCAUUUCUGCAACCAAUAAUAAGAGACAGAUGCGCGUCGUUUCCGGCGGAUCACUCGUAAGCUUCGUGAACGGCAGCGGGGUCUUCUCUUUUAUAACGGUCGUGGCGGUGGGCAUACCUGGCUUCACGAUUACGACGAAGAAAUCCGGAUAUAUCGUCAAGCAUCGUCGCAUUGAGGGCUUAAUCGAGAGCAUGGACUUACGAAGAUUUUUAUCGAGAGCAUAAGCCCUCCAUUAAUUCAUCUAGAAAGAUUAGAUCGAUUAAGAAAUAACGAGGAAAGAAAUUAUAACCCCUAAGCUAAUCAACAUGUAUCUGUAUAAUUUAACCCUUCAACGUGCCACAGGCAUCACGCAUGCCGUACAUGGCAAUUUCUCCGGCAGUAAAAUGCAAGAGAUUCUCGUUUCUCGCGGCAAGUCAUUAGAAUUGCUGCGACCGGAUCCAAAUACGGGAAAAGUGCAUACCUUGUUGACGGUUGAAGUUUUUGGCAUCAUUCGAUCUCUCAUGGCAUUCCGACAAACUGGUGGAACAAAAGAUUAUAUUAUUGUUGGAUCAGAUUCCGGACGUAUAGUGAUAUUAGAAUAUAUUCCCGCUAAGAAUAUCUUUGAGAAGGUACAGCAGGAAACUUUUGGUAAAAGUGGAUGUAGACGUAUUGUUCCUGGCCAAUAUCUCGCUAUUGAUCCAAAAGGCAGAGCAGUUAUGAUAGGAGCUGUUGAAAAGCAGAAACUUGUAUAUAUUCUCAAUAGAGAUGCUGAGGCUCGUCUAACAAUUUCUUCUCCAUUAGAAGCUCAUAAGAGUAACACUCUGGUGUAUCAUACAGUUGGUGUUGACGUUGGUUUUGAGAAUCCCAUGUUUGCAUGUCUAGAGAUCGAUUAUGAGGAAGCCGACAGUGAUCCCACAGGCGAUGCGGCGGUGAAAACGCAGCAGACGUUGACGCUGUAUGAGCUCGAUCUUGGUCUAAAUCAUGUCGUACGGAAGUAUAGCGAGCCGCUGGAGGAACAUGCAAAUUUUCUUGUAUCUGUACCUGGUGGCAACGAUGGCCCAAGUGGCGUACUCAUUUGCUCUGAGAAUUAUCUCACAUACAAGAAUCUCGGUGAUCAGCACGAUAUACGUUGCCCGAUUCCACGACGUCGCAAUGACUUGGACGAUCCCGAGAGAGGGAUGAUAUUCGUAUGCUCAGCUACGCACAAAACUAAGAGCAUGUUCUUCUUCUUGGCACAGACAGAACAGGGCGAUAUCUUCAAAAUCACUCUUGAAACCGACGAAGAUAUGGUCACAGAGAUUAAACUGAAGUACUUCGAUACGGUGCCCGUGGCGGCGAGUAUGUGCGUUCUAAAGACAGGAUUCCUGUUUGUCGCCUCGGAAUUUGGCAAUCAUUACUUGUAUCAGAUAGCUCAUCUUGGAGAUGACGACGAUGAACCUGAAUUCAGCUCGGCGAUGCCGUUGGAAGAGGGUGAUACUUUCUUCUUUGCCCCACGGCCACUUCGAAAUCUAGUGCUGGUCGAUGAAAUGGAUAGUCUUUCGCCUAUAAUGGCAUGCCAGGUAGCAGAUUUGGCAAAUGAAGAUACGCCGCAGUUGUACAUCGCCUGCGGUCGAGGACCACGGUCCACAUUACGAGUAUUACGUCACGGUCUCGAAGUCUCUGAAAUGGCCGUGAGCGAACUGCCUGGUAACCCAAACGCUGUAUGGACUGUAAAAAGAAGAGUUGAUGAGGAAUAUGAUGCAUACAUCAUAGUGUCCUUCGUGAAUGCCACCCUCGUACUCAGUAUCGGCGAGACUGUCGAGGAAGUGACAGAUUCAGGUUUCCUCGGUACAACACCGACUUUAAGUUGCUCUGCCUUGGGCGAGGACGCCUUAGUUCAGGUAUAUCCCGAUGGUAUACGUCAUAUACGAGCAGAUAAGCGUGUCAACGAAUGGAAAGCACCUGGCAAGAAGACUAUCGUGAAAUGUGCGGUCAAUCAACGUCAAGUGGUGAUUGCCCUCACUGGAGGAGAACUAGUUUACUUCGAAAUGGACCCUACUGGACAAUUAAAUGAAUACACAGAGAGGAAAAAGAUGCCUUCUGAAGUAAUGUGUAUGGCUCUCGGAAAUGUAGCAAUAGGCGAGCAACGCUCCUGGUUUCUGGCUGUCGGUUUACAAGAUAAUACAGUGAGAAUAAUAUCGUUAGAUCCAUCGGAUUGCCUCGCUCCGAGAAGUAUGCAGGCGUUACCAGCAGCUGCAGAAAGUUUAUGCAUUGUGGAAAUGGGAGCUAAGGAGGCUGACAAUUCGGAGGACGCAGCCCCACAGCAAUCUAGUUUAUACCUGAAUAUAGGUUUGCAGAAUGGCGUGCUGCUUAGGACUGUAUUAGAUCCAAUUUCCGGUGAUCUCGCAGAUACAAGAACGCGCUAUCUGGGUUCUCGUCCUGUAAAGCUAUUCAGAAUACGGAUGCAGGGAAAUCAAGCAGUGUUGGCGAUGAGUAGUCGAUCUUGGCUCAGUUAUUAUCACCAGAAUCGUUUUCAUCUAACUCCACUUUCAUAUGAAAGUCUUGAAUUUGCAUCCGGCUUCAGUUCGGAACAAUGUCCGGAGGGUAUCGUUGCUAUAUCGACAAACACAUUGAGGAUUCUUGCGCUUGAGAAACUCGGCGCUGUGUUCAAUCAAGUGAGCUUCCCUCUAGAAUACACGCCGAGAAAAUUCGCGAUUCAUGCCGAUUCCGCCCAUCUAAUUGUUAUUGAGACGGAACACAAUGCUUAUACGGAUGAGACGAAACAGCAGAGAAGGUUACAAAUGGCUGAGGAAAUGCAAGAAGCAGCCGGUGCCGAGGAAGCUGCCGUUGCUCGCGAAUUGGCAGAGGCGUUCUUAACAGAGGAGACAAACGAAGCAGUUUUUGGUGCUCCGCGGGCGGGUCCUGGAUUAUGGGCUUCUUUAUUGAGAAUAAUGGCACCGACUACUGGAGAAACGUUUGAAGCUCAUCGCUUUGAACAAAAUCUGGCUGCAUUAUGUCUUUGUCUAGUAAAAUUUGCCAAUCAAGGCGAUCAGCUGUUUCUCAUUGUCGGAGUUGCAAAGGAAUUUCAAUUGAACCCCAGAGUUAGCAAUGGCGGUUUUCUUUAUACAUACAAAGUAAAUGCGACUUGUACUAGUAUCGAGCUCUUGCACAAAUCCCCGUUGGACGAAGUACCAUUAGCCAUUUGUCCAUAUCAGGGCCGAGUACUGGUUGGUGUAGGUAGGAUGUUACGACUUUAUGACAUGGGUAAAAAGAAAUUAUUACGUAAGUGCGAGAAUAAACACAUACCCAACGCCGUUGUGUCGAUCAAUGCGAUCGGUCAACGGAUUUACGUGAGCGAUGUACAAGAAUCCGUAUACGCCGUACGGUAUAAGCGCCAAGAAAAUCAAUUGAUCGUUUUCGCGGACGACACGCAUCCCAGGUGGAUCACAACGACGUGUGUGUUGGAUUACGAUACCGUCGCCACUGCUGAUAAAUUCGGGAACAUAGCUGUGGUAAGUUAUCACUCUGCCUAUAUCAGCUAUGUUUAAUUAUGCGUUUAAUUAUGAUUUAAUACAUUCUCAUCU
Molecule: messenger RNA, 3580 nt
Organism: Pogonomyrmex barbatus (red harvester ant)
Lineage: Eukaryota; Metazoa; Arthropoda; Insecta; Hymenoptera; Formicidae
Gene: Sf3b3
Product: splicing factor 3B subunit 3
Cellular component (GO): nucleus
Molecular function (GO): protein binding; nucleic acid binding
Source: RefSeq, a predicted model, not a curated record